Larimichthys crocea (large yellow croaker) is the source of this 1486-nucleotide messenger RNA. Its product is annotated as macrophage mannose receptor 1. Bases 32 to 835 code for a protein of 267 amino acids. The transcript has 3 exons. The record is from RefSeq and is a predicted model, not a curated record. Lineage: Eukaryota; Metazoa; Chordata; Actinopteri; Sciaenidae.
AUAGAGGUAGUUCUUCCUCUUUGUGGUGUACAUGGACACACACAGUCCACAGAGCAGCAUCAUGAUGGAGAGGAUCUUGCUGGGUGUCUUGUAUCUCUCAGGGUGCCACAUUUUCUCCUCAUGUCUUCUCCAUCAGUACCACUUUGUUGCUGAUCCUAUGAACUGGACUGAAGCUCAGACCUACUGCAGACAGACGUACACAGACCUGGCCACCAUUGAAAACACUGAAGAAAUGCAACAACUUAUCAACACAGUUCCAUCUUCUAAACAAACAUCUGACAUCUGGAUCGGUGUGUACAGUAAUGUCAGCUGGAACUGGUCAGACGGCUACAACGGGAGUGGAGCUGAUUACAGAGACUGGGGAGGACACGAAGCAAUAUAUUCUUAUGAUUGUGUUUUGAUUUACCCAAGUCAUCCAUGGCACCCACGUCCUUGCUCAGCCAUACGUCCAUUCAUCUGUAACAAUGGAACACAGCAGGAUCCUCAAUUUGUGUUUGUGGGUACACGCAUGAAUUGGUCUGAUGCUCAGAAGUAUUGCAGGGAGAACUACAGAGACCUGGCCACUGCGAGGAACGACGCUGAGAACCAGGAGGUCAAGAACUUGGUGUAUGGGUGGUGGGCAUGGAAUGGUUUGUUUAGAGAGCAUCUCAGUUACUGGUCUGACGGGAGUAACUACUCAUUCAGUAACUGGAAACAAUCCUUCAACCCAGAUAAGUCGAUCGGUAUCUUAUGUGGUGCUGCAGCCUUGGCUGAUUCAGGAAAAUGGAAGCUUUCACUCUGUGGAACUAAAUUACCAUUUGUCUGCUACAGUGUCCCUCCACCUCCUGGUGAGUAGUUUACUGUCCUUCAGUGAUGAGAGAAUUUACAUUAAAUAACAGUUACAGUCCAACCGGACUGAUACAGAAUUUUAUUUCCACAUCUCUGUGGAAACAUUGUCUCUACAUUUGAUAGCCAUUUGUGCUUGUUACGUGACUUUUUCCUUCGAGCCUGGAGAAGUAGAAAAGAAGUUUAGUGGCGUUACUUCAUGCUGUUUACAAGGUUCAUUAUUAGAACGCAGGUCAGCUCAAUUUAUGCAAAUGGGUAAUAUACUUUUCAUUGCACUACAUUUGAGUGAUAACUUUAGUUCUGGGUUACUUUGCAGAUUCAGAUUAAUAUUACAAAAUAUAUCAAUUAUGGUUAACAUAAAAUAAUCAGAAGUCUUUCAACUGAAAUCCACCUUUACCAGCUGGAACGUUACAGACACACAUCAAUAACUAUAAUGUCAUCAUCAAAUUCAUUCUACAUAAUGAGGACUUUGACUUCUGCUCCUUUAAGUAUAUUUUGAUGUUCAUACUUUUAUACUUUGACUUCAAAGUAAGAUUUUGAAUGCAGGACUUUGACUGAGUAUUUGUACACUGUGGUAUUACUACUUUUCCUCAAGUCAAAGAUGUGAGUACUUGGGUAUCACAGAACUAAACUCAUGUUUUGUUUCUCUCCUCAUUCUGUG